This is a messenger RNA of Habropoda laboriosa, 2293 nucleotides long. It is a transcript of the gene retm, whose product is annotated as protein real-time. Gene Ontology annotation, cellular component: cytoplasm. Lineage: Eukaryota; Metazoa; Arthropoda; Insecta; Hymenoptera; Apidae. The transcript has 17 exons. The record is from RefSeq and is a predicted model, not a curated record.
AAUGUCAAUUAUGUCAAGUUUUUGUUUAUAAGUUGUAUAACUUUUAAUAUUAUGUGAUUAAAUAUUGUUUGAACAUUAUAAAGUGAAGUGUCAUAAAUAUUAAAUUGAAUAAAGGCAGGAUAACAACAGGCUCAUUGUAACCUAUAAAGUUUGUUUAUUCGUUGUUCCUGUUUGUAUUGCAGUCUAAGUUAACAACCAGCUUGUAAGAAGACAUUGUGAUAUGGUUCAACAAUAUCAGUCACCUGUACGGGUGUAUAAGCAUCCUUUUCCACUCGUGAUGAUGGCAUACGAACGCAGAUUUCCUACGUGCCCGCAAAUUCCUGUGUUCAUUGGCUGCGAGAUAGUUUCAGAUGAAGAAAUUAAAAGUGGCGCGGUUAGAAUAACUGAGCGACGAUGUAAAUUAAAUGUGGAUGCUCCGUAUAUUUUAAAGAAGAUCAUUGGGGUAGAUUUUGUAUACUUUAUUCAAAAGAAUGUAUUAGAUAGACGAAAUAGUAUCUUAGAAAUAGAAGCGUACAAUGAAAGCUUUUCGUCCAGAGUAACAGUUAUCGAAAAGUGCAGGUAUUUUGUUCAUCCUGAAAAUCCAGAAUGGACGUGUUUCGAGCAAACUGCAAGUUUAGAUAUUAAAAAUUUUUUCGGUUUUGAAAAUUCUAUGGAAAAAUUAGCAAUGAAACAGUAUGCUCAAAACAUUGCAAAGGGCAAAGAAAUAAUUGAAUUCUUUAUAAAUCAAUUAAAAGAAGAGGGAAUUACAUAUGUAGCUGCAUGGAAGGAUACAAAUGAGGCAUCUGCGCAAGAUGAAGGGGCUACUGCAGAAAGUCAGGAAUCCCUUAGUCAGGAAGAAACUUACGCUUAUAUGGACAACAAAUUACAGAAUAGAGAAAUGCAACUUUCAUCGGAUUACAUAGAGAGAUAUUUAGGAAAACUUGAUAUGAUACAAGAAAGUAAGCUAAUUCAAUUGCGGCAAAGUAUAAAAGAGUUACGAGGAAGUUCAAUACCUGGAGACGCAACUCUUUUAAGAUUUCUCAGAGCUACAGAAUUUUCAGUUGAAAAAGCAAAAGAAAUGCUUACGCAGGCGUUACAUUGGAGAAAAAAGCAUCAAAUUGAUAAACUACUCGAAGAGUACGAAGUACCGCAAGUAGUAAAAGAUUAUUUUCCUGGUGGCUGGCAUCACUUUGACACAGAUGGUCGGCCUUUAUACAUUCUGAGAAUGGGGCAAAUGGAUGUGAAAGGAUUAUUAAAAUCCAUCGGAGAAGACGACUUGUUGUUACUAGUACUACAUAUUUGUGAAGAGGGACUUCUUUUAAUGGAAGAAGCUACUUCAGUUUCUGGCCAUCCAGUUUCACAAUGGUGUCUACUCAUAGAUCUCGAAGGCCUAAAUAUGCGCCAUUUAUGGAGACCUGGUAUAAAGGUAUAAAACCUACUCAAUAUAAUUUACUCGGUUGAAAUAAAUUACCCAGAAACCAUGGGCAGGGUUUUAAUUAUGCGAGCACCCAGAUGUUUUCCCAUUUUGUGGACACUUAUUAGCACAUUUAUAAAUGAAAAUACGAGAAAGAAAUUUAUAUUUUACUGUGGUACCAACUAUCAAGAACAAGGUCCGGGCAGUUUGAGCGAAUGCAUCGAUCCUGAAUUUAUCCCAGAUUUCCUUGGAGGAUCGUCCGAGGACAAUGUGUGCGAGAUUUAUGGUAUGGUACCUCGAAGAUUUUAUAUUUUCGACGCAACUACUAAUAACGCUUACAUCACUGAAGGAGGAAUUGUACCGAAACAUCUGUACAAAAUGGAAUUGGAAACUACAUCUACUGAACAAGAACAUAACCUGUACCAUUCCAUUACUUUAAGCCGUGCACAAAUACAUCGCGUAAUAAUACGCUGUAACGACCCAGGAGCAGUUUUAACAUGGGAUUUUGAUGUAAUGCGGCAUAAUAUAAUAUUUACCGUACUAUAUCAAGCUGAUGAUGACAUUAAGAAUCUCUCUUCAGAAUCUCUUACAGAUAAGGAUGCAGAAUUAUUAGAGACAAAAGAAAUCAAAGGACAUUUCAUUAAAGUUGAACCCAGUGUUGUAUGCCACGAUGGUGAAAGUAUUCAGGGUUCCCAUAUAAUGCAAGAAGCAGGUAUAUAUAUAUUACAAUGGUACAAUCAAGAUGAUCCAGGAGAAUUUCUUCCAUCCAUUAGUGGCCAUAAAGCGCAACUUAUGUACUUCUAUGAAACAUUACCUUCUGUUCAUUACAGGGGAUCUAUGAUGAGUUUGCAAUCUGCUAUAAGUACAAAGUCAGAAGCAGUUUCAUUUUUAUCCAGAUGA